CACAGUACCUAACUUCAGUAGAUAAUGGUACUGUUGUCUGAGGGAGAACGGGGCAGAGUUUUGAGGGAGAACACAUUACUUUAGAGAGGUAAGGGUCUGCAGAGGGUCCUCAAGCAUGUGACUCAGGGAAGCCGGGUGAGGGGCUGGAGAUUUCUCAGGUGGCAGCUGAAACCUUGAGUGGGUGAGAUCCUGCAGGGUGGGUAACUAGCCCAGGACCCCAAACCUACUCUUCUCCCCAUAUGGGAAAGGGAGCCCUUGCAGGGUGGCCAGCGGCGGGUUUACGGCAGCAGGGGGCGCACUGGUACUAGGGGAAGUGGAGCAGGAGGCUUUUGGGACUCUCGUGGCUCUGGGGUAAACCAGCUCCCGUGGUACACGGAAUCUGGGGGAGACCGAAGCUUAGGCUAUUGCCUUUGAUCAGGGAGACGCAGCCAGGCAGCUGAACCUUCAGAACCGGGGCUCCAUCCCCCUGCCUUGGCAGUUGUUCGGGGCAGGUCCAGCCGAUUACACAGGGAGGCUGGAGCCCCCGGGACCUUUCCAGACCUGUUGGGCUCUCCGAGGCCAGACAUGCUAGCCGCUUGCCGUUACUCACAGCAACGCCUUGCAGAGAGAACCCUUACCUGAAAGAGAGGCUCGGGAACAGGGAAUGAGGGCGGGGAGCACCAAGAUGACCGGUCUAGGUACGGUCCCUGAGGAGAGCAGGGAUGGGGGACUACCGUCUGAACAAAGCAGCAAAAGACGUAGACUUAAUACGGGACAGAGACAAAGCCCCACCUCCUGCUUGCAAGACUUGUCAAGGGACACCUACGAGGACAGGCAGGUGACACUUAGGAGAGGGUUAGGGGCCAAUGAAUCAGGAGAGCGGGGAAGAUGUACACUACGCUUGGACAGGGGUCCGGGGAUCUGAGACCCGCAGAAUGCGCCUGGAUAGGGACCAUCAGGGGCGGGAGAACGAGGAACAGGCACAAAGCAGCGCUGCGUGGGGAGGAGGCGAUGGGGGGCUUCCAAAGUUGAACCCGUGCGAAGCGAGAGCAUCUGGGCGCGGUGCCUAGGACAUGGGAGAAUUGCGGACUAUGUAGCGGGCCAGAGAAGAACAGAGAACCGAGCUGGGCGUAGCGCGGGACUUCCACGCAGCUGGGGAAGUUUGGGGGACGCAGGAACACCGAGCCUGGGACCCACCUUAGGGUCAAGACUCCGGGCAGGGUCAGGAGACAAUAUAUGGCAAGGCCCCCGGAGGUUCCCGGUCCGGCAGUGACUCCAGUUUGAGGCGGCAAAGCCGAGACACUGCCCGCAGCUGCCCCCAGCCCCCCCAUCUCUCUUGUUUGUCUCCAAGUCCGGCCGGAACCGGCUUCUACUUGCCGGGGGGCGGGUGGGUGGCUGCUGAUUGGUCAACGUCUGUUUCCAGCCCCCACUCAGCCAAUCAGCGGGCAGCAGUGUUUUUCAUUUUAGGGUCGGAAUAAAAGGGCUGGAAUAAAAGAGGACAGAAAAAGCGUCGGGCGGGCCCGAUACACUUCGGAGUUGGGUGGCUGCAGAGCCGGAGCAGGAGCCAGGCCGCCGCACAGCAUCGCACCAUGGCGCCCACCCUGGCCACUGCCCAUCGGCGCCGCUGGUGGAUGGCCUGCACCGCUGUGUUGGAAAACCUCCUCUUCUCGGCAGUCCUCCUGGGCUGGGGCUCGCUGCUCAUCAUGCUCAAGUCGGAGGGUUUUUACUCCUACUUGUGUACUGAGCCAGAGAAUGUCACCAAUGGCACGGUGGGGGGCACCACAGAGCCGGAGCACGAAGAGGUGAGCUGGAUGAAUGGGUGGCUCAGCUGCAAGGCCCAGGAUGAGAUUCUAAAUUUGGCCUUCACUGUGGGCUCCUUCCUGCUCAGUGCCAUCACCCUGCCCCUGGGCAUCGUCAUGGACAAGUAUGGUCCGAGGAAGCUCAGGCUGCUGGGCAGUGCUUGCUUUGCUGUCUCCUGCUUGCUGAUUGCCUAUGGAGCAAGUAACCCAAACUCUCUCUCUGUGCUCAUCUUCAUUGCUCUGGCUCUGAAUGGCUUUGGUGGGAUGUGCAUGACCUUCACCUCACUAACGGUAAGUAUUGAUUUUUUAAGAGCGUUCUCUAGAUUAGUAAUCUGCUUGUGAACUUGAGGCAGCUUUUGUUGUUUUCCACUUCCUUGCCUUCCAUUUGCUCACAUUGCCUGAUGUCCCAAGCAGUGCAGGGACUGUGGGUGCAAGGCCGUCAUGGCCUCCCAAGCUGGGAGGUCCAGCAGGCAGCAGUACAUGGCUCACAGGGUGACUCGCUCUCUGCUUUCUGCCCUUGACUUUGGUGCUGAGGAAGCAGCUCACUAGCCAUGCACUUAGGGAAGACAGGAGCAGGGAGAAAAGAGCUGUUGUUCUUCCUUCCCACUUUUUCCUCUUAUUUUCCAUGCUGUUGUUCCCAGGGUCUCUGGAAGCUCUGACUAACAGUGCAACCAAUAAGCAAAUCUCCCUGGGAAUUUCUCCAGUCCCCACCUUUGCCUUUACCCAGAACUGAAUGGAAAAAUCCAGAGAAGCACCUGUGGCUCUCUUCUUGAUAUUCUCAAAGCCAGGGCACAGUAGUCCAUCUGAAGAGGGAGAUGUUUUGCUGAGUGUCCCCUUCUGGGAGCAUAGGGUCCUACAAAAUGGGCUUCUUUUUGAGAUGAGGGGGCAGAAGGAAGGUGCAGGUUGAAAGAAAUCAAAGAAGGGACAAAAGUCUUUUCCACAGGGCCUGAUUGGGCCAGUGUGCCAUUCAGAGAUGCUCUUCCGAGACACUCUGUCCAACAGAGAAAUCUCGCCUGCCUCAGUUUACCUGUGAAAGAGGUUUUAGGAUACCAUAUCUACCAUUACUGUUUGCAGUGCACUCUGGUUUCUGAUCUUCCUUUAUGCUUGUGAGUCAGGAGCCACACUGUUGAGAGAUCCUUGCUUUGCUGUAAGGGAGCUCUGGGGACUCUGGUCCUUUAGUAAGGAGUUGUCAUCUCCAUGAACUGCCUAUAGGCCAUGAAGGCUGUAUCCAACGCCUUCUCUGUUGCCCCUUCCUGCAUUUGCCUUGCUGGAAGUGCCUGGGCCUAGGUCUGUGGACAUGGAAAGUUCAUUGCAGUCCAUAUUAGGUUAGAAAAGCCAGUGCAGGCAGUGUGUGUGACAUGCUCUGGGUAAAGGUGUUCGUGGGCGUGUGUGACAUACAUCCAUUUAGGGACUCGGUGGUUUUGCCUCUGCUUGUUGCCAGGGAGAGUUACUUUGUACUCUUUGGGACUUAUUUAUUUAUAUAUAUUUUUUGUUUUUGUCUACAGACAGGGUCUCAUUUUGUAACCCAGGCUGGC
Molecule: messenger RNA, 3313 nt
Organism: Castor canadensis (American beaver)
Lineage: Eukaryota; Metazoa; Chordata; Mammalia; Rodentia; Castoridae
Source: RefSeq, a predicted model, not a curated record